AUGGCGACGCUGCGCACGGUGCCGAGCGGCGCCACGCAGGGCGCGCAGGUGCCGCGCGUGUGCGUGUGGGGGCGCUGGCGCGGGCGCGGCGCGGGCGAGGGCGCGCCCGCCGCGCACGCCUGGCCCAGCUUCCACAACGGCGCCGCCGCCGGCCUUGCGCUCGUGCCGCUCUCCGGACUCACCAUCGACUCCGAGUGGGUGCUCUAUAACAAGCCUCGGGGUACCACAGAAAUGUCAACAGAACACGCUGGGUUCUUAAUGGGCCUGGGACUGAAUGGACACCUUCGGGACAUGCCAUUUAUGAACAUAUACGAAUACCUGGUAAAAUGCAACGAAAUGAUUAGUGUGGGAUUGCUUUUGGGACUUGCGGCUACAUAUAGAGGUACUAUGGACGUACAAGCUACCAAGAUGAUGAGUAUCCACCUAGAACCCCUGCUGCCUCCCACCUCUAUCGAGCUGGAUAUUCAACAGAACAUCCUGGUAGCGGCGUUGCUGGGCGUAGGACUCAUAUACCAGGGCACUGCGCAUACACAUUAUUCGCAGCUUCUGUUGCUUGAGAUAGGCAAGCCGCCGGGCCCGGAGAUGGAGAACUGCGUGGAGCGCGAGGGCUACGCGCUGGCGGCGGGGCUGGCGCUGGGCCUGGUGUGCGCAGGCGCGGCGCGCGCGCGCUCGGCCCAGGCCGCGCCGCUCGCGCACAAGCUGCGCACCUACAUGCUGGGCGGCGACAAGCACCCGCUCACCGGUUCUCAGAAGGAGAAGUACAAGCAGGGCUCGUUCGCGAUCCGCGAGGGCGCGACGGUGAACCUGGACGUGACGUCGCCGGGCGCCACGCUGGCGCUGGGCCUCAUCUACAUGCGCUCCGGCAGCGCCGCCCUCGCCGCCUGGCUCCAGCCCCCGCGCACCGCCUACCACCUCGACUUCGUGCGGCCCGACCUGCUUAUGCUGAGGAUCAUCGCUAGAGGACUGGUCCUGUGGGACAGCAUAGAACCCACGGAGGAGUGGGUGGAAAGUCAAGUACCUGAAACAAUAAAGCCGUACUGUUUUGUCAAACCUACAGAGGAUAAUAUCGAUUAUGAAGCUAUGAACCAAGCGUACUGCAACAUAAUAGCGGGCGCGUGCUUCGCGCUGGGGCUGCGCUUCGCGGGCUCGGGCUGCGAGGAGGCGCGGGACGUGGCGCUGCGGUACGCGCGCGUGCUGCUGGCCGUGGGCGCCAAGAGCGUGGCCGAGCUGGCCGGACGCUCCACGCUCGAGGCCUGCAUGUGCGUCUGUCUGCUCGCCGCCGGCAUGGUGAUGGCGGGUCGCGGUGACCUGGACGUGCUGCGCGUGUGCCGGCGCCUGCGCGCGCGCACGCCUGCGCACGCGCCGCACCCGCACGCGCCGGCGCUCACGCACGGCGGACAGAUGGCAGUUCACUGCACAAUAGGUCUGUUGUUCUUGGGAGGUGGUCGGGCCACCCUGAGCACCACCCCCACGGCUGUAGCGGCUCUGUUAGCUGCUUUCUUCCCCAAGUUUCCGACACAUAGUGAAGAUAACAGAUACCAUUUGCAAGCGUUCAGACACCUGUAUGUGUUGGCUGUGGAGGCAAGGUUGAUAUUGCCGAGAGACCUGAGCACCGAGAAGUUAUGUUAUGCUCACAUACAGGUGAUAGAUCUCCAAGGCGUUGUCAAGGAAAUGAAAGCACCCUGUAUUAUACCCGAACUGAACACGCUGAAAGAGGUGAAAAUCAACGACCCUCGGUAUUGGCCCAUCACCUUUCAGAAAGACCGCAACUGGGACCAGUUAAAACUUUUCCUGGAAUACUCCUGGUGUAUAGAUAUAAAACAACGUGCAGGUUGUCUCUCGUACCUCGACGACCCACAAGGCUUCCUCACAAUACUGGCGCAAACAUUGACCCUAGACAAAGCCAACAUUUGGUCUACGUCCGCCGACAACAUCGAACUGUUCACCAACGACGACAAGAUACGAAACUUUGUCAAACAAUAUUUGGUCAAAGACGUUAACACAAACAUUUGCGCCGAUUGUUUAGUGGAGUCGAAGAAGAAGAAAGGGUUCAAAGAAGUUGUGUUGAACAGACAGUGCUUGUGUAGGAAGUAUACGAAGGAAGAACGAGAACAUUUGCAAACGUUGGGUAUGGUCACGUACGAGUGUGUGGUCAAGGAUAUCCUGUGUGCGUUACCUGUUUGGACCACGUUUUUAAAGAUAAUAAAGACAAUGAAACCAGACCCAUCGUCCUACAACAUAUGGCAAAUCAAACUUCUCCUAUCCCAAAUAGACAACCACAACAAAAGAGUGAUGAACGAAAUGAAAAUCGACGGCCAAGAGACACAGAACGAGCCUUUAAUAUCCAGCGAGUUUACUCUAGCAAUUAAACAGAAGGUGUCGAACAUAUUUGAUUCGUGGGAGUCGAGGCUCACACCCUACCUGAGGAAGUACCUCGGCUUGCCGAGCAGCAGGAAGAUCAGCACUUGUGAUGACGAUGUCAAGAAGAUCUUGGCCGGAUUCUUGGUGUACCAUGAUCUGCCGAAAGGUGGAUUGAAAAAUGCUGUCGGAGACGACGAGUUGUCAGUCCUGCUGAAUCUAGACUCGUUAUCAGUGGAGGCUCAGAGUGCGGUGUGGCAGUUGUACAGAUGA
Molecule: messenger RNA, 2631 nt
Organism: Arctia plantaginis
Lineage: Eukaryota; Metazoa; Arthropoda; Insecta; Lepidoptera; Erebidae
Source: the annotation of a GenBank genome assembly